GAACACCUCACAGCCGUCAAGAUGAGCAGCCCAGCCCUCAACAAGAUCGCGGCCAACAGCCCGUCGCGCCAGAACCCCUCUGAGCUCGAGACCAGCAUUGCUCAGGCUCUGUACGACCUCGAGACGAACACUGCCGACCUGAAGGCUGCCCUUCGCCCUCUGCAGUUUGUCUCUGCCCGUGAGAUCGAAGUUGGCCACGGCAAGAAGGCGAUUGUCAUCUUUGUCCCCGUCCCUUCCCUGCAGGGCUUCCACCGUGUCCAGCAGCGCCUCACCCGUGAGCUCGAGAAGAAGUUCUCUGACCGCCACGUUCUCAUCCUGGCCUCGCGCCGCAUCCUUCCCCGCCCCAAGCGCUCCAACCGCUCGCGCAACACCCAGAAGCAGAAGCGCCCCCGUUCGCGCACUCUGACUGCUGUCCACGACGCCAUCCUCACCGACCUCGUCUACCCCGUCGAGAUCGUCGGCAAGCGCCUCCGCACCAAGGAGGACAACUCCAAGACCCUCAAGGUCAUCCUCGACGAGAAGGAGCGUGGUGGAGUUGACUACCGCCUCGACACCUACUCCGAGGUCUACCGCCGCCUCACUGGCCGUAGCGUCGUUUUCGAGUUCCCCCAGACCGGUGCCUCUGAUUACUAG
Molecule: messenger RNA, 633 nt
Organism: Pyricularia pennisetigena
Lineage: Eukaryota; Fungi; Ascomycota; Sordariomycetes; Magnaporthales; Pyriculariaceae
Exons: 3
Biological process (GO): rRNA processing; translation; ribosomal small subunit biogenesis
Cellular component (GO): small-subunit processome; cytosolic small ribosomal subunit; 90S preribosome
Molecular function (GO): structural constituent of ribosome
Source: RefSeq, a predicted model, not a curated record